AUGGGGCCGAGGGCGUCCCUGAGCCGGCUCCGGGAGCUCUGUAACCACUGGCUGCGGCCGGCUCUGCACACCAAGAAGCAGAUCCUGGAGCUGCUGGUGCUCGAGCAGUUCCUGAGUGUGCUGCCCCCACACCUCCUGGCCCGGCUGCAGGGACAGCCGCUCAGGGAUGGUGAAGAGGUGGUACUGCUGCUAGAGGGUGUCCGGAGGGAGUCUAGCAACGUGGGGCCACUGGAUUUCAGUUUUAAUGCUGGCAAGAAUUGUCCCCAUGCAGACAGCACCUUGGAGGAACAGGGGGCCUCUUUCCAAGUCUCCAGCCACAGUCCCAAGAAGGAAGCGCCCUCAGAAGGGUCUCCAGCCCUGGAGCCAUCGCAGGCACUCCCACCGUCCCAGUCAGGACCCUCCAAGCCUGCUGAGAUGGGGGACUGGAGACGUUCCCUGAGUUCAAGGCAGCCACUGAGCCCAGGUCCCAAGAGGACUUUGCAGGCCCUGCAAGAGAGCGCCCUCCAGGGCCCCGAUCUGUGGCCGGAGGAGAACUCGGGAGACCAGGAGCUGGCAGCAGUGCUGGAGUCCCUGACCUUUGAAGACGUCCCAGCAAAGAAGGCUUGGCCUGUGCAUCCUCUGGGAACUGGAGGCAGAACCCUGGAAGAGGCGUUUAAGGCAGAAGAGCCGAAAGGGGUGUCUUGGCCCUCGACCGCCUCAGCAAACGCUCAGGCAGAGAGCCCCAGGGUGGCUGAAGAGCCCCACGCCCAGUCGCUAGGGUCUGGCCCCGAGACGAGCGGCCCCGGAGGAGAAAUGUCCCCUCCCGGCAGGAGUGACGUUCUCAAGGUCAAAGUAGCCGAAGGCGUCCCCAAGUCAGAGCCGGAGGUCAAGUUCAUCUGCACAGACUGUGGCGUCAGCUUCCCGCAGUUGGCCCGCCUGGAGGCGCACCAGCUGCACUCGCACCCGGGCGCGCGGUCCUUCCUGUGUCUGUGCUGCGGGAAGGGCUUCGGCCGCAGCUCCAUCCUCAAGCUGCACAUGCGCACGCACACGGACGAGCGGCCGCACACCUGCCACUUGUGCGGCCACCGCUUCCGCCAGAGCUCGCACCUGAACAAACACCUGCAGACGCACUCCUCCGAGCCCGCCUUCCUGUGCGCCGAGUGUGGCCAGGGCUUCCAGCGCCGCGCGCGCCUCACGCAGCACCUGCUGGCGCACGCCCAGGACCAGAAGGCCCCCGGCGGCGCCCCGGAGACCAAGCCGCCGGCACCCCCCGAGCUGACCGUGGUUCUGUGCUCCCACUGCGGCCAGACCUUCCAGCGCCGCUCCAGCCUCAAGCGCCACCUGCGGAUCCACGCCAAGGACAAGGGCCACCAGUGCUCCGAGUGCUCCGGCAGCCUGCGCCCCGGGCCCGAGCGCCGGCCCUAUGUGUGCAGCGAGUGCGGCAAGGCUUUCCGGCGCAGCGAGCACCUGGGGGCCCACUGGCGCGUGCACACGGGCGAGCGGCCCUUCUCUUGCCAGGUGUGCGGCCGCAGCUUCAGUCAGAGCUCCCAGCUGGUCUGUCACCAGCGGGUGCACACGGGCGAGAAGCCCUACGGAUGCCCCCACUGCGGGAAGCGCUUCAUGCGGCGCGCCGGCCUCGCCCGCCACCUCCUGACCCACGGCGGCCCGAGGCCCCACCACUGUGCCCAGUGUGGCAAGAGCUUCAGCCAGACCCAGGACCUCACCCGCCACCGGCGCAGCCACACCGGCGAGAAGCCCUGCCGCUGCAGUGAGUGCGGCGAGGGCUUCAGCCAGAGCGCCCACCUGGCCCGCCACCAGCGCAUCCACACCGGGGAGAAACCCCACGUCUGCGACACCUGCGGGCACCGCUUCCGGAACAGCUCCAACCUGGCCCGCCACCGCCGCAGCCACACGGGCGAGCGGCCCUACGGCUGCGAGCAGUGCGGCCGGAGCUUCCGGCGCAACGCCCACCUGCAGCGGCACCUGGCCACCCACGCCGGGGCGGGGGACGAGGCCGCAUCUGGGCCGGCGGAGCCCCCCCAGGAGUGCCCGGAGUGUGGCAAGGUCUUCAGCCGCAGCUGCAACCUGCUGCGGCACAUGCUGGUGCACACCGGGGCCCGGCCCUACUCGUGCGCACAGUGCGGCCGCAGCUUCAGCCGCAACUCCCACCUGCUGCGGCACCUGAGAACCCACGCCCGAGAGACUCUGUACUAG
Dama dama (fallow deer) is the source of this 2193-nucleotide messenger RNA. RefSeq names its product zinc finger and SCAN domain containing 10 (gene ZSCAN10). The transcript is spliced from 5 exons. Gene Ontology annotation, biological process: regulation of immune system process; regulation of cytokine production; negative regulation of transcription by RNA polymerase II. The record is from RefSeq and is a predicted model, not a curated record. Lineage: Eukaryota; Metazoa; Chordata; Mammalia; Artiodactyla; Cervidae. Bases 1 to 2193 code for a protein of 730 amino acids.